Molecule: messenger RNA, 1642 nt
Organism: Ochotona princeps (American pika)
Lineage: Eukaryota; Metazoa; Chordata; Mammalia; Lagomorpha; Ochotonidae
Gene: MFSD1
Product: major facilitator superfamily domain containing 1
Exons: 16
Coding region: 79-1476 (465 amino acids)
Biological process (GO): transmembrane transport
Cellular component (GO): lysosome
Molecular function (GO): transmembrane transporter activity
Source: RefSeq, a predicted model, not a curated record
UCCCAGGCGCUCCCUCCAGUUCCCGGAGUUUCUGCCGCAGUUGCUGCUAGGUCUCUCCGUCUCCCGGUCUCAGGCUCCAUGGAGGAGGAGGAGGAGGAAGCGCGGGCGCUGCUGGCGGGCGGCGCCGGGGAGGCGGACGCGGGCGCCCCCGCCGCGCCCCGGCCGCUGCCGGCCCUGUGCGACCCCAGCCGCCUGGCGCACCGCCUCGUGGUGCUGUUGCUGAUGUGCUUCCUGGGCUUCGGCAGCUAUUUUUGCUAUGAUAAUCCCGCUGCUCUGCAGACGCAGGUGAAACAGGAUAUGCAGGUGAAUACCACGAAGUUCAUGCUGUUGUACGCCUGGUAUUCUUGGCCCAAUGUAGUCCUGUGUUUCUUUGGUGGCUUUUUGAUAGACCGAGUAUUUGGAAUACGGUGGGGCACAAUAAUUUUUAGCUGCUUUGUUUGCAUUGGACAGGUUAUUUUUUCUCUGGGUGGAAUAUUUAAUGCUUUUUGGCUGAUGGAAUUUGGAAGGUUUGUGUUCGGGAUUGGUGGGGAGUCCUUAGCUGUUGCCCAGAAUACAUACGCCGUGAGCUGGUUUAAAGGCAAAGAAUUAAACCUGGUGUUUGGGCUCCAACUUAGCAUGGCUAGAAUUGGAAGUACAGUGAACAUGAACCUCAUGGGCUGGCUGUAUUCUAAGAUGGAAGCUUUGUUGGGUUCUGCUGGUCACACGACCCUGGGGGUGACGCUGAUGGUUGGGGGCUUAACGUGUAUUCUUUCCCUAAUCUGUGCCUUGGUUCUCGCCUACCUGGAUCAGAGAGCAGAAAGAAUCCUUCAUAAAGAACAAGGAAAAACAGGGGAGGUCAUCAAACUGACAGACGUGAAGGACUUCUCCUUACCGCUGUGGCUCAUCUUCAUCAUCUGUGUGUGCUACUAUGUCGUGGUCUUCCCUUUCAUUGGGCUGGGGAAAGUUUUCUUCAUGGAGAAAUUUGGAUUUUCUUCCCAGGCAGCAAGUGCAAUUAACAGCAUUGUGUAUGUCGUAUCAGCACCCAUGUCUCCAGUGUUUGGGCUCCUGGUGGAUAAGACAGGGAAGAACAUCAUCUGGGUCCUGUGUGCGGUGGCAGCUACUCUUGUGUCCCACAUGAUGCUGGCCUUUACCAUGUGGAACCCGUGGAUCGCCAUGUGUCUACUGGGACUGUCCUAUUCACUGCUGGCCUGUGCAUUGUGGCCAAUGGUGGCCUUUGUAGUUCCUGAACAUCAGCUGGGAACUGCCUAUGGCUUCAUGCAGUCCAUUCAGAAUCUCGGGCUGGCGGUCAUCUCCAUCGUUGCCGGCAUGAUCCUGGACACCCGGGGAUACUUGUUUUUGGAAGUUUUCUUCAUAGCCUGUGUUUCUUUGUCACUGUUAUCUGUGGUCUCACUCUAUUUGGUGAAUCGUGCCCGAAGAGGGAACCUGAAUUAUUCAGCAAGACAAAGGGAAGAAAUGAAAUUUUCUCAUACUGAAUGAGAAGCAUAAAGGGCUAUGUUGUGAGAAUGAAUUACACACAUCACUGGUUUGUAAAAAAAUGUAGUCAUUAGGGAAAAAGAUGGACUGGCCAGUUACACUGCCAUCACAGGUACCAUUGGAGAGUGUGACUGUCCACCUGCGUGCUCUGCUGUGCACCGCUGAACAA